Otolemur garnettii (small-eared galago) is the source of this 2552-nucleotide messenger RNA. RefSeq names its product phosphatidylinositol transfer protein, cytoplasmic 1 (gene PITPNC1). The record is from RefSeq and is a predicted model, not a curated record. NCBI's taxonomy places the organism in Eukaryota, Metazoa, Chordata, Mammalia, Primates, Galagidae. Gene Ontology annotation, molecular function: phosphatidylinositol transfer activity; phosphatidylinositol binding. Gene Ontology annotation, biological process: phospholipid transport. Gene Ontology annotation, cellular component: cytoplasm. The transcript is spliced from 10 exons. The coding region runs from base 815 to 1621 and encodes 268 amino acids.
AGGACUCGGCGGCCCCGGCGAGGUGGCUGCAAACUCGCGGGCACGCACGGCGCUCGGGGAGCAGAGGGACUCGGGGGAGGGACGCGCGCGGAAGGCGCCAGCUUCCUUGUCGCCCGCCUCUGGCAGCCGCGGGCCGAGGUGGGAGGCACCCGGGGCCCCAGCGCGGCAGCGCCGAGGGCGGCGGCGGCGGCGGCUUCCCCUUUUUCCCUCUGCAGAGCUCUGGAGCAGCUCGGGGACCGGCCCUAAAAAGAGCAGGAAAUCUUGUUUACCGCCCGGGGAGAGGAGCCGAUCGAGCCUUUGUCUGGAAAGUCAGCAUCUCCGGCUCCGGCUGCAAUGUGCUCCUGGUGACAUUAGCACUGGGCAGAUCGGCCGGAGGAGGGGUCGCCAGGUUCAGAUCUGCUUUUCGGAGGCGGAUCGAUCGGGUGACUUUUGUGCAUUCGUUGCGAUUUUUCGGAAAUCUCUUCUUUUCCUCCCUUGCCCGCUGCCGGGCAUGUCCUGAUCUUGCGGCCGCUCUUACCACCCCGGGCUGCUGAGCAGAGCCUUCUCCGGCGGGUCUCCCUCCCUCCUUCCCUCCCUGACUUUGCAACACCACGUUCCAGGAGGACAGACCUAGGCAAGCAAGGAGGCGGGGGAGCUGCAAACACCAGGACUUAAACCUUGACAUGCUCUCGGGCGGCGAGGAGGAAGCCAGGAGCUGAGCGCACCGCCGGGGCUGCUCUGGGAGCCCUGCCCUGCGCCUGGGCGGCAGGCUUGCUGGUUCGGGGGGCACCCCUUGCUUCCCGCCCGGGGGUCGCCAGGUUCAGAUCAGUUCAGGAUGCUGCUGAAGGAGUACCGGAUCUGCAUGCCGCUCACCGUGGACGAGUACAAAAUCGGACAGCUGUACAUGAUCAGCAAGCACAGCCACGAACAGAGCGACCGGGGAGAGGGUGUGGAGGUCGUGCAGAAUGAGCCCUUCGAGGACCCUCACCACGGCAACGGGCAGUUCACUGAGAAGCGGGUGUAUCUCAACAGCAAACUGCCUAGCUGGGCCAGAGCUGUUGUCCCCAAAAUAUUCUAUGUUACAGAGAAGGCUUGGAACUAUUAUCCCUACACAAUUACAGAAUACACAUGUUCCUUUCUGCCGAAAUUCUCCAUUCAUAUAGAAACCAAGUAUGAGGACAACAAAGGAAGCAAUGACAGCAUUUUUGACAAUGAAGCCAAAGACCUGGAGAGAGAAGUUUGCUUUAUUGAUAUUGCCUGUGAUGAAAUUCCAGAGCGCUACUACAAAGAAUCUGAGGACCCUAAACACUUCAAGUCAGAGAAGACAGGACGGGGACAGUUGAGAGAAGGCUGGAGAGACAGUCACCAGCCCAUUAUGUGCUCCUACAAGCUGGUGACUGUGAAGUUUGAGGUCUGGGGGCUUCAGACCAGAGUGGAGCAAUUUGUACACAAGGUGGUCCGAGACAUCCUGCUGAUUGGACAUAGACAGGCUUUCGCAUGGGUCGACGAGUGGUAUGAUAUGACAAUGGAUGACGUUCGGGAAUACGAGAAAAACAUGCAUGAACAAACCAACAUAAAAGUUUGCAAUCAACAUUCCUCCCCUGUGGAUGACAUAGAGAGUCAUGCCCAAACAAGUACAUGACAUUGGAUGAAGUCCGAGAAUUUGAACGCGCCACUCAGGAAGCCACCAACAAGAAAAUUGGCAUUUUCCCACCUGCCAUUUCUAUCUCCAGUGUCUCCCUGCUGCCGUCCUCUGUCCGCAGUGCCCCUUCCAGCGCCCCGUCGACCCCUCUCUCCACAGAUGCACCAGAAUUUCUGUCAGUUCCCAAAGAUCGGCCCCGGAAAAAAUCAGCCCCAGAAACUCUCACACUUCCAGACCCUGAGAAAAAAGCCACCCUGAAUUUACCUGGCAUGCACACUUCAGAUAAGCCAUGUCGGCCCAAAUCAGAGUAACUACAUAUGAAUAUCUCAUGGGGUUUUAUAUUUUUAUUUGGGGAUUCGUUUGUUUUUUAAAGAAACUUCUGGUAGGGGAAAAGACUGCUUCGUCACCCAAACAUGUUCCCUCAACCUGAGAAUGCAUGUGGUUACCUAACUUCACAUAUAACAUGAUCCCCUAAGUACGCCACACAGCAUCAUAUUAGACGUAAUAAGGACGAAAGGCAUCUUCUGUAGCCACAGCUGGAAGCCAGGGAGGAAGCCUUGUUAUUGGCCAUUUGACAAGGUUGGCAUGGACUUCAAGGUUAAGUCAAUUGAAAACUUUGCACCACUUUGUUACAAGGUGUGGUAAAACAGUUAAGUCAAUUUCCUCCCAUCAGACCUGAAAUUUUCUAAAAUACUCUCAGGCAUAAGAUACCUAAUUAUUAAAUUUUGAACUGCUGAUUACCAAUACUUGAAUACCAGUAGUUACUGAGAUUCCUAUUUUGGUUAGUCUGACUCAGGAUUUGGGGCCUAAUAAACUCCUUACAUUUUUGAAACUUUGAAUUAUCAACCUAUCGAGGCUCCAAGUGCAAUUAAUGAUAACUUUAUACCUUCCACAGAAUUUAAUAAAGAUUCCAUUUCUUUCUGUCUUUUAA